CCGAAGCGGACAAAGCAAAUCGCAGCUCGCCCAGGCGUAGUAAAACGAAUCGAUUCGAACACAGGCUGCAAUAACGCAAAGAUCCAAAGGUAAAUGAUACGUGAAAACAUUUGAGUUUCGGGCAAGAUGACCAUUGACCUGUACUACGUUCCCACCAGUCCACCCGUAAGGAUAGUUCGUCUCGUUGCCGCUGCUGUGGGUAUCCCCCUUAACCUGAAGCUCGUCAACUUGAAGGCUGGAGAGCAACUCGAGCCUGAAUUCCUCAAGAAAAAUAUCCAACACGCCGUACCCACAAUCGACGACAACGGCUUCUACCUGUCAGAGAGUCGCGCCAUCGCUAUAUACCUGGUUGACAAAUAUGCCAAGAACGACGAAUUGUAUCCGAAGGAUCCCGAAGCACGUGCUCUGGUUAAUCAGCGUCUCUUCUUCGACGCCACGACUCUGUAUCAGCGUUUCAUUGAUUAUUACUUCCCGGUCAUCUUUGCUGGGGCUUCCUUCGAUCCUGCUGCUUUGGUUAAGAUCGAUGAAGCUUUUGGAUGGCUGGAUAGCUUUCUUGAAGGGCAGGAAUAUUUGGCUGGCAACAAUCUGACUAUUGCUGAUCUUGCUUUGGUCGCUGGUGUUUCCACCUAUGACAGUUUUGAUUAUGAUUUGUCCAAGUACGAGAACGUUGUACGCUGGUACAGCCAUCUGAAAAAGACUGCGCCACAGUACGACCAAGCGAACGGGAAUGGUGUUGAGGAACUACGUGCAAAUUCAGCGGUACUUUUGAGGAAGUGAAUAAAGGAAGUUUUACAAAAA
This is a messenger RNA of Cephus cinctus (wheat stem sawfly), 798 nucleotides long. Its product is annotated as glutathione S-transferase 1-1-like. The coding region runs from base 127 to 777 and encodes 216 amino acids. The transcript is spliced from 4 exons. Gene Ontology annotation, biological process: glutathione metabolic process. NCBI's taxonomy places the organism in Eukaryota, Metazoa, Arthropoda, Insecta, Hymenoptera, Cephidae. The record is from RefSeq and is a predicted model, not a curated record. Gene Ontology annotation, molecular function: glutathione transferase activity.